AGAUGUCUCAAGAGUUUGCCAGCAUAUACAAGUCAUGUAGGGAAUGGUUGGCACUUACACGAUUUGUAGCAAAGGGAAUAGUGAAGCCGUCAACGCCGAGUCCGAAUCCUGCAAGGAGUCCUGCUGAAGAAAAGGAAAUUCUUCCCCCACCUCCUCCACCUCCAACCUUCCAUAAAAAAGUGGAUCUUUCAGAGUACAAGGAGCGAACGAAAUCCAUGGGGCCUAGCAGUGAGCGAGCUUCUGCGGAACGUUCUGCACCACGACGAAGUUUUAUACCUGAUACUUCGCAAGCUCGUCCAGACUUAUCAAUGCCAAACCUUGCAUUGCCUGGUCAAGAGCCGAUUACCCCAUCGCCUUUGGCUACUCAGCCACAUGAAAAUGGUCACAAAUCACGGGAUGAGCACAGCCGUCGUGAGGAAGAGAGGAGAAGAGAGAAGGAGCGACGUCGGAGGGAAGAACGCGAAAGGCAUGGCCAUGUUGAGCGGCCAGAAGAGAGAGAAAGACGGAAACGGGAACAUGAGCGGAUGUCCGGUGGUGCUCCUCACCCACCAGUUGAGAAGAGACCAAGACAUGAAAUGCCACCGUCAUCAGCACCGUCUUCUAUGGGCUCUACGAAUGUUGGAAAUGGAUCGAAACCGCCUAGACCAAUGACUCAAGUACAACCAUCUGUGCACCACUCUUCAUCACAUCCUCAUGGUUUGAAUAGUGCAAAUGGUUCACAUUCCAGAAGAGAAAACGAUGUUUUGAAGAAUUCGGCGCAGUAUGUUCGUGCAAUGGAACCUCCAAGGGCAUUGUCACCACCGCCGUUGCCGCCAUCUGUGUUACCGCCUCCCCCUCCACCACCUGCUGCAAUUUCCGAACUGGAGGAAGGUGAGGUGGAAUGAUCUCAGUCAGCAGUUAUCAUUCUGACCAGCAGAUGAACUAUAUCUGCGGGCUAAAACCCAUCUGUUUGUAUGUACAGUUAGAGUCGAAGAGCGUGAUAUUAGUAGCUUAGUGAGAAGUGGUUGGUUAAAUAAUUUAUUGUCGU
Molecule: messenger RNA, 1027 nt
Organism: Cylicocyclus nassatus
Lineage: Eukaryota; Metazoa; Nematoda; Chromadorea; Rhabditida; Strongylidae
Source: the annotation of a GenBank genome assembly